Molecule: messenger RNA, 1532 nt
Organism: Armigeres subalbatus
Lineage: Eukaryota; Metazoa; Arthropoda; Insecta; Diptera; Culicidae
Product: saccharopine dehydrogenase-like oxidoreductase
Exons: 4
Coding region: 191-1468 (425 amino acids)
Biological process (GO): glycolipid biosynthetic process
Cellular component (GO): mitochondrion; lipid droplet; plasma membrane
Source: RefSeq, a predicted model, not a curated record
CAUAUCAUGACGAUGUGCUUCAUCGAACCAAAAGCUGUGUAUGUGAACCUUGAUCAGUGGUCAUUUCUGUUUGGAAGUGGAAAGUACAGAAAUAAGCUAAUAGUUUGCUUUAUUUUGGUGGUGGUUUCUUUAAAAUUUGUUAUUUAACUUCCAGUUAAACUCUAAAAAGUAUCAUAAAUUGAACUUUACAAUGUCCGUGGCACGCAAGCUAGACGUCAUUAUAUUCGGCGCAACUGGUUUCACGGGCAAAUACACCGUUCUCGAGGGCAUCAAACUACUGGCCAAUAUGAAUUGGGGUGUUGCCGGCCGAAAUAAAUCCAAGCUGGAGGAUACCCUUGCGGAGAUGGGUCGGAAAGCUAACACCGAUCUGUCGCACAUUCCGAUCGUGACGGCCGAUGUCGAAGAUCAACAAUCGCUGGUGCAAAUGGCCCGUGGGUGCAAGGUGGUGGUCAACUGUUGCGGACCGUAUCGACUGUUUGGGGAGCCUGUUAUUCAGGCCUGUUUGGAAGCGGGCACUCAUCACGUAGAUGUUAGUGGGGAGCCUCAGUUUUUGGAAGGAAUGCAACUGAAAUAUCACGAAGCUGCUAAAGCUAAAGGAGUUUAUCUGGUAUCAGCGUGCGGUUUUGAUAGCAUUCCUGCAGAUAUGGGGACGGUAUUCCUGGAGCAACAGUUCGAUGGAGUUGUUAACUCUGUGGAAAGUUACGUGAUGUCAAGGAUGAAGGGCAAAAAAGAGUUGGGAAGCAUUCACUAUGGCACGUGGGCUUCGGCUGUGCAUGCUAUCGCAAAUAUGAAGGAAGUUGGGCAAAUUAGGAAAGAAUUGUUCAAAACAAAAAUGCCGGAAGUGGCACCUAAGCUCAAAGAGAGACCUGCGAUUCAUAAGUCGAGCGGUGAUAAAUGGUCUUUUCCGUUCAUGGGAGCCGACCGAUCUUGCGUUUUGAGAACGCAACGGUUUUUGUAUGAAAAUGAGGGCAAGAGACCUCUUCAAAUGCGCGCAUAUAUUUCUUUCGGAGGACUGGUGGAAGUCAUAGCAAUUUCAUUCAUCGGAGCAAUCUUCUGGCUAUUGGUAAAGACCACUUUCGGUCAGAAUCUACUGCUCAAGUAUCCUCGACUAUUUUCUUUGGGAUUGGUUUCUCACGAAGGGCCGUCCGACCGAGCCAUGAACAAUACGUCAUUCGUGAUGCACUUCGAAGGACGUGGCUGGGAGGAAAAGCUUGCCGAUUCAAGCGAAAAAUAUGCUUAUCCUCCGAACAAAGUUAUUCGGACUAAGGUAACAGGAACCAAUCCUGGAUACGGAGCAACUUGCGUUGCGCUACUUUUAUCGGCAAAGACAAUUUUGAAAGAAGCAGACAAGAUGCCUGGAAAUGGUGGAUUCCUUACCCCCGGUGCGGCGUUUGGCAAGACCAAUUUGAUUUCCGAGCUAACUAAAAAUGGUUUCACGUUCGAAGUGAUAUCGAAAGCAAAACUUUAAUAAUAAAACAUUCAUGGGAUUCGGUUUAGCAAAUUCCACCUGCAUAUAUGAACUCGUAGGGAAA